AUGCCCACUCCUAAAGUAGGGGCUACUCAAUGGCUAGAACAAAUAAAAGACAUACAAAAUCAUGGAGAAGAACAGAAGAUAGCAUCUCAUGUGCAUCCAUACAUUUUCACUGUACCAGAAUCCUUGCGUAGCGAAAGGCAAGAAGCUUACGUGCCUCAGGUUGCUUCUCUAGGACCUUAUCAUCACCUUAAACUUGAGCUAUAUGAAGCUGAAAGAUAUAAAUCUCGGCUUACUAUCCAAGUUGAGAAAAGAGCAAAGAAGGGGCCUUUUGAGGUUUUGGUUAGAGAGAUCAUUAAUAUGGCAGAGGAGAUAAGAAAUAGCUACAAUGAUCCUAUUGAAUGCAACAAUGAGGUAUUAGGGUGGAUGAUGGCUCGAGAUGCUGUGUUUAUUCUGGAGUUUCUUGGCUGCUAUAACCUAUGUCAGAGCCCACGGUACCAAGAGGCAAACCCUUACCUCCAAUGCGUGGAUGCAGUUUUUCACCCAGAAAGAAAGAGCCCAUUGUUCUUCCCGUUUCAAGCUGAUAUUUUUAAGCUGGAGAACCAAGUCCCACUCUUCAUUUUGAAAAAAGUUCUGGCAUGGGAAACUGGCUCAGAAGAUCAAGCAAUGGACAGACUUAAAAUGACAAUUUCAAGUGCCUGUAAGAAGUUCUCCCCUUUCAUACCCGUUAGUGUUUCUGUUGAAGAUGGUCAGAACAGAACCGUGGCGAGGUUCAAAAGUUUUCACUUUCUUCGCCAGAUAACAUCAAGGUUUAUAGACUGUUUGUCUCGGUCUUCAAAAUCACGUGUCAAAGCUGACAAAAAUCUGCCUUCGGCCGCAGAAUUACACAGGAGAGGAGUAAAAUUUGCUCCUUUUACAUGGGCAUCUGAAAUAAUAAGGUUUGACCGAGCCAGCUCUACUCUGUUCCUCCCCUGUAUAGAAAUGGAUUACAGAACAGAUCUUUUCUUGAGAAACAUGGUGGCAGUGGAAGCAUUCAUGAUGUGGAAAACCAGAGUGUUUACUUGCUACGCAGAUCUGAUGGACAGACUCAUUGACACUCCUAGUGAUGUUGCAGUGCUGAAAAGGUAUGGAAUCAUCACCAGCGACUUGGGAAGUGAUAAAGAAAUAAGCAAUCUGUGGAAUGGCAUUCGCAGAUCAAUGUGGAGGAGUGCAUAUGAGCCCAUUGACCAUACAGACCAUUCAACAUCUUGA
Molecule: messenger RNA, 1188 nt
Organism: Cryptomeria japonica (Japanese cedar)
Lineage: Eukaryota; Viridiplantae; Streptophyta; Pinopsida; Cupressales; Cupressaceae
Product: UPF0481 protein At3g47200-like
Exons: 2
Coding region: 1-1188 (395 amino acids)
Source: RefSeq, a predicted model, not a curated record